UAUUUCGUUUUCUUACCGUGCCACACAAAUGUUUUUGUAACGAUUUAUAUUACAAUAAUAGUUUGUGGUUGUAACUAUUAUUGCGAAUAUUGUUUUGCAAUUGCAAUUAAAUUGGUAUAUUAGAUUUUUAAAGGAAAAGUGGAACGAACGGCUUGACUAGUGUCACCCAUAAGUCAUUGCUAGCCAAGCCAAAGUGAAUUAGGUGACGUGAAGCAUUUAUAUAUAUGUAUAUAUUAUAUUUAUCGCGAACUGGAACAUUUUUAAAUAAAUAAGCACCAUUUGCGGCAGGGGCUGUCAUCAAUUGUUCUACUAAAUCAUCUACACAACCGGAAGUUUCAAUAAAGUCGCCACAAACAUAAAAUGGAACGCAAAAAAGUGCUCGAGCUGGAUAAGAUUUGUCGUGUCUGCAUAGCAGAACGUAAAGAUAUGCGUCCGCUGUUUAGUGAGAAAAUCGCAGAAAUGCUAAUGGAAUGCGCUACUGUAAAUAUUGAAAAUACCGAAGGCUGGCCGGAUAAAAUUUGCGUACAAUGUGUGCAUGCCGUAUCGCGCUGCCAUGCAUUCAAGAGGCAAGUUGAACGCAGCGAUAAAGAGCUGAGGGAGUAUAUCAAAAGUUUAACUGUGCGUGUGGUUAUUGAAGAUACAAAUGAAAUGAAGAUGGAUAAGUCACCGCAAAAAAUAUUGUCCCAGAAACCACCAAAAUUACAAUUGAUACAGCCGCAGGCGCAAUUUCAAUUACAGACUCAGCAGAAUCAAUUACAGCUCCCGCAACAGCAAAUAAUUCUUCAACAGCAGCAACAACAACAACACCAACAAACUCAACAAGUGCAGCAAUUACAAUUGCAAUCUCAACAGCAACCAACACAACAGCAGCAGCAGCCGACAAUGAAACGUAAAGCCGUAAGUUCUACACGUAAAGCUCAGCGCGCGUCGAAAAAACCCCAUCUAUUACCACAGCCAUUGCAACUACAACAACAACAACAGCAGCAGCAGCAACAACAACAGCAUCAACAGCAGCAAACAAUGGAACAAGUGUCAAUGCAAACAUUGACACCCACUGUCACGCCACCGCGUACGCAAACACACCAGCCGGCAACACAUCAUUUACAAGCAAACCCAGCGCCGCUACAGCAACAGCCGCAACCACAGCAACUGAUUUCCACAACCGCCUUGCCACAACAAAUUGUACUCCCUAAUGGACAAAUAAUAACUACAGCGCAAAUUGUCACACACGCCGGGCCACCGCAGAUCGCCCAAAUUAUUAGCACGUCAAAUGGUUCGACAGUACAAACAAACCCAGCACCAACAACCGUCACAACCCAGCCACAUUUCACACCCCAGCUCAUACAAACGUCCAGCGGUCAGACAUUACAGCUAAUCCAACAACCGAACGGACAACAAACAUUACAGCUGGUUCAAGUAUUGCCAAGAGCUUUAGCUACGAACACGAAUGGUACAAGUGUAAUGAUGACAACUGCCGAAGAUGGCACCACGACAAUUGUCGACGACGACGCCUUAAUUACGCCCGACGAACAUCAUCUAAUCGAUGACGAGCACGAUAUGGAAGAGGAUGAGGAGCAAGAACAAAUCUGUGAGACAAUUGUGGUGGAAGAUGAUCAGCUGACGCAUCAGCAGUUGCUUGCCAGCCAUCAUAUUGUAGAUGAGGAUAAUUUGUCACAAGAAGCACAAGAACUGGAAUACCUUGAGGAUGUAACAGUGACCACAUCGAAUGCAGGACAUUCACACAAUCAGCAAAAUCAUCAUACCCAGCAUUAUCAGCAGUUAAGUGACUGUGAUGGUGAUGCCAGCCAGCAACAUCAUAUGCAACUGCAUGACGAAGACGAUAUUAUUGAAGAAAUACACAUGGAUGAAGAGGAAAUGCUCGAAGAUGAUGGUACAGAUGUAAUGCACGUGAUGGAAGCGGAAGGCAAUGAAUUUAUUAGCGACCCUGACGAUAGUAGCCAACAACAUAUGGUUAACGAGAAUGGUGAUCCCCUUCAGUAUACGGUGAUGGAGGCAGGCACAGAUGAUGACGAAUUCGUUGAAACCGAUGUGAAAGAGGUUAUGCAAACAGCGUGCAGUUCAGAUAUGCAAACUGUUGUAGAUUUUAAUCAAACGGUCAGCAGUGUAGCAAGUGGAGGUAGUGGUGGUGGUGGUGGUGGUGGUGUUGGUGGCGGUGUCAGCGGUGCUUCUGUAGGUAGUCAAACACCAACGCCCAAGCGUAAUCGCAAAUCAAAUUCAAAAGCGGUAGCAAAUUCACGACAACUCGUUGCUACAGCCUCUUCUAUAGCGACGUCAGGUGCACAGGAGGAUUUAGAAAUCGAUCCUAAGUUUAUAGCGGAAAUCAUAAGUCAACAAACCAGUUUACUUGAUUCGGGACGUCAUAUGUGUAAAUUGUGUCGUCAUGAAUUUAAGCAAUACAAAGCUUUGCAUAAUCACAUGCACCAACAUUCGAAUUGGAUACGUGCGAAUUGCAAGAAGCAACCGCAAUGCGAAACCUGCUUCAAGAGUUUUAAAGGUCCAGGCAUGUUAAAAAUGCAUAUGAAGACACAUCAAUCGGCGGCGCGCACACCCACCUGCAAUAUCUGUAACAAAAGUUUCAAAUCAAAAGCGAUACUCUAUCGCCACCGACAGACACAUCAGUUGCGUUCAUACGCGUGUGCUGUUGACAAUUGUCGUAAAACCUUUUCGAUGCCACAAACCCUGCGUACACACUCCGACAACAAACAUGCCAACUCCCAACAGCCGCGUUUCAAAUGCGGCGAGUGUGGUUUACACUUUGAUGAUGUGGAUGUAUUGCAUACGCAUGUGCAGACGGGUGUACAUGGUGACGCUUUGACUCUGGAGAAUGGCGAUGGCGAAGGCAAUGAUGGUGCCGGUGGCUCUGGUGGUGGCGGUAGUAUAGAUGGCACGGCUUGUAUGGAUGGUAGUAUGUCGGGCAACACAAUAAUUGUUGUUACGCAGGGUUAGUUGCGCCGUUGCUAAGCAGUUGACGCACUCUUUCGGUCUCUCUAUCACAAUACCAGUUUUGUAAAUAUGUAUAAUUGGUUUCCUGUUUGAACAAAAACAAAAAUGCUUUCUCUAUGUGCUAGAUUUAGUGUUUGAUUUGUUAAAAACAAGAUCAACAAAAUAACAUUAGAAUUAAUUAAAUUAAAAAAAAAAUAAAAGUUAGGA
Molecule: messenger RNA, 3171 nt
Organism: Ceratitis capitata (Mediterranean fruit fly)
Lineage: Eukaryota; Metazoa; Arthropoda; Insecta; Diptera; Tephritidae
Exons: 2
Coding region: 361-2967 (868 amino acids)
Biological process (GO): regulation of transcription by RNA polymerase II
Cellular component (GO): nucleus
Molecular function (GO): DNA-binding transcription factor activity; zinc ion binding; RNA polymerase II cis-regulatory region sequence-specific DNA binding
Source: RefSeq, a predicted model, not a curated record